Molecule: messenger RNA, 1504 nt
Organism: Wasmannia auropunctata (little fire ant)
Lineage: Eukaryota; Metazoa; Arthropoda; Insecta; Hymenoptera; Formicidae
Product: odorant receptor 13a-like
Exons: 10
Coding region: 150-1379 (409 amino acids)
Biological process (GO): detection of chemical stimulus involved in sensory perception of smell; sensory perception of smell
Cellular component (GO): plasma membrane
Molecular function (GO): odorant binding; olfactory receptor activity
Source: RefSeq, a predicted model, not a curated record
UACAGUACCUCGAGUGAAGGGAGAAAAACGAGAGCGGACCAGUGUCUGAAAUAUUAAUUUAGCUGGUACUUAUUGCAGGUAAAAAAAGCACCUUCCGAUCGAAAUUCAAACGACAUUGUAGUGUCAAGAAGACAGUUUCUUCGUGAAGUAUGGAAGUCAGCAGGGACCAUUAUUACGAUAUCUGUAAGAGGCUUCUGACGUUAGUCGGUCAGUGGCCUUAUCAGAAGCGGAGAGAAAGUUUGUUUUUCUUCAUAUUAAUACUCGUUUUCGAUGCCAAUGUACUCGUCGCCCAGAUCGCAAGAUUUUUUGUAUGCGAUAACAUGCAGUGUAUCUUUGAAACCUUACCUCCACACCUACUGGCGGCGAUUGUUCCGGUGAAAAUUUUCACGUAUCGAUUUAACAGCCAGAAAGUACGUUAUAUUAAUACGAAUGGCAUUGAUAUUCUAAUAGUGAACUACAUUAAACAUCUCACAGAUCGCUUAUUCAUAGACUGGGAUAUGCUCGAGUCUGAAACAGAACGCGAUAUUAUGAGAAGGUACGCCGAAAAUGGUAGAUGGUACGUGCUUAUAUAUAGUUCGUACGUUUACAUAUCUACCAUUUCAUUUACAAUAACCUCACUCACGCCACGCAUUUUGGACAUAAUAUUUCCCUUGAACACUUCUCGUCCUAUAAUGCUGCCGUAUCCGGCGUACUAUUUCGUCGACGAAAAUCAAUAUUUCUACUAUAUUUUUCUCCAUAUGAUAAUUUGCGCCACUGUGGUGCUAACCGGGUUAGUCGCGCACGAUUGCAUGUUUUUUACCUACAUCGAACAUAUCUGCGGCCUUUUCGCCAUCGUUAGAUACAGAUUUCAGCAUGUAUCGCAUGAACGUAUUAAUACGGAAAAAAGUAUGAUGGACUGUCCGGAUUACAUGUAUUACAGAAACGUCGUUAUUUCGGUUUACGUUCAUCGAAAGGCCUUGCAGUUUGCUAAACUUCUCGAGGACACUUUUUCGACAUCGUUCGCCGUUCAAAUCUUGUUAAUUACAAUCUGCUUGAGCAUUACCUUGAUACAACUCUCGACGCAUCUACACGAUUCGGCGGAGGCGAUGAGAUACUUCGUCUUCAUUAUGGCCCAAUUGUUUCACUUGUUCUGCAUUAGCUUCCAAGGGCAGAAGCUGAUAAAUCAUAGUCUCGAAACUUGCGACAACAUAUAUCAUAGCUCAUGGUAUAAAAUACCUGUGAGGGAACAGAGAUUGCUCUUGUUCGUCAUGAGAAAGAGCAUUGAGGCUUGUGCCUUGACCGCCGGCAAAAUAUACGUUUUUUCGUUAGAAAAUUUUACAACGAUCGUGCAAAGCUCGAUGUCGUACUUUACAUUAUUAUCGUCCUUUGACGUAUCAUGAUCGAUAUAUCUGAUGAUUAAGACAGCAUGCAGUAAAAUAUCCAUGAGAGAUAUGUUUUGCAGAAAAUAUAUCAAGCAGUCUUAAUGUGUAUAGAAGAAAAAUUAGAGAACAAGAGUAUAUCGCAG